This is a messenger RNA of Lactuca sativa (garden lettuce), 1340 nucleotides long. Its product is annotated as putative protein phosphatase 2C 59. The record is from RefSeq and is a predicted model, not a curated record. Gene Ontology annotation, molecular function: cation binding; protein serine/threonine phosphatase activity. Gene Ontology annotation, biological process: protein dephosphorylation. NCBI's taxonomy places the organism in Eukaryota, Viridiplantae, Streptophyta, Magnoliopsida, Asterales, Asteraceae.
AUUGGUGCCCCGUUUAUGAGAAGACGAGCAAAUGCAAAAGUCAAAAUGUCAACUUUUUGACCUAGCUCCAGAGAUAUUUCUUGGAUCUUCUUGAAUCUAAUCAAUCAUCUUCACUUCGAUUGUUAGGAUCAGAUCUCAACCGCGUUUGGUGCUACCAGAUUCACUCUUGAUUAAUCAACGAACGAAGUUGCGUGAUCUCAGAAUUGGAAAUUUGAUUUGAAACUCAACAUGGGAUACCUCAAUUCAUCCGUAUCAUCCGCCAUCGCGGGUCAACCCAACGGUGAGUCACCGGUGAGUGGUGGCGGUCUAAGCCAAGACUCAAAAUUCAGCUACGGAUUCGCCAGCUCACCCGGAAAGCGCUCAUCAAUGGAAGAUUUCUACGAGGCAAGAAUCGACGGUGUUGACGGUGAAACCGUCGGUCUCUUCGGCGUCUUCGACGGCCAUGGCGGCGCACGGGCGGCAGAAUACGUGAAACAACACCUCUUCACCAACCUAAUCAAACACCCGAAAUUCAUCUCCGACACCAAAGCCGCCAUAGCAGAAGCCUACUCCCACACGGAUACCGAGUUUCUCAAAUCCGAAAACAACCAGAACCGUGACGCAGGAUCCACCGCGUCCACGGCCAUCCUCGUUGGCGACCGGUUACUGGUCGCCAACGUGGGCGAUUCCCGCGCGGUUAUUUCCCGCGGCGGGAAGGCGUUCGCGGUUUCUCGGGACCACAAGCCCGACCAAACCGAUGAACGCCAGCGCAUCGAGGAUGCGGGCGGGUUCGUGAUGUGGGCGGGGACAUGGCGGGUGGGUGGGGUGCUCGCAGUGUCGCGGGCGUUUGGUGAUAAACUCUUAAAACAAUACGUGGUGGCGGAUCCGGAGAUUCAAGAGGAGAAAGUUGACAAUUCGCUUGAGUUUUUGAUUUUGGCGAGUGAUGGACUUUGGGAUGUUGUGACAAAUGAUGAAGCUGUGGCUAUGGUGAAACCGAUUGAGAGCCCUGAAGAGGCAGCGAAUAGGUUGAUGAUGGAGGCUUCACAGAGGGGUAGUGCUGAUAAUAUUACGAUAGUUGUGGUUCGUUUUUUGGAUAAUAAUAAUAAUAAUCAUGGUGGGUGUUCGACUUCUGAGAGAACAUAGAAAGAGAGAUGGAUAGAUCUCUUUGGGUUUAAUUUAUAGAUUUGGUGUUUUAUGUUUCUAGUGUUUGAACUUUCGACUGUGUUUUGUGUUGUUUUAAGUUCUUUUUUUCUUCUUUUCUUUAAGGUGUGCGUUGGAAAAGUAAUAAAUGUAUAAGUACUGUUUAUUUUAUAUGUCUAUUUAUGUAAUUUCAAAGUGUGCAAAGUACCUUUUGACUCUAA